Messenger RNA from Laetiporus sulphureus 93-53, 1329 nucleotides. RefSeq lists its product as uncharacterized. The record is from RefSeq and is a predicted model, not a curated record. NCBI's taxonomy places the organism in Eukaryota, Fungi, Basidiomycota, Agaricomycetes, Polyporales, Laetiporaceae. The transcript has a single exon. Bases 67 to 1179 code for a protein of 370 amino acids.
GUACGGUCCGGAAACCCAUUCGCAGACAUUUUAUUGUCUCAUGCAGGUCACAUACAACGACUCAGCAUGACAAGAGCAGAUUCCGGAUCCUUAAAAUAUCUUAACUUCCCGCUUCCACAACUCGACUUCCUCUCUAUUACUGGAUCGCCAUUCGAGGACACUGUAAGAUUCUCACCUUCAGCAGGCCAAUUUCCUGUCCUGCGUAAACUCAGCCUUUCUCUCGUCAUGGUUCCUUGGGGUUCCAGCAUAUUCACAACACUCGUCAGCUUGGAACUAUUUGGUGUCAGAAUGCUGCAAAAUGCCUCCGCGCACAGCCUUUUUCUAGAUAUGUUGGAACAUUGCAAUGAUCUACAACGUUUGGAACUGGAUGGCGUGUUGCCGACGGAGCAUGGAGGACUUCAAGACCUCACCCGCGUUGUGCGGGUUCCCAACUUACAAAAGCUCCUUAUACAUGACGUGCCACCAUAUAUCCCAUGGCUACUCGAGCAUCUUUCCCUUCGUUCAUCCACACUUGUCAACAUCCAUUUUCGCGGAUCAAACGAUCAUCCAUUUGAGUUCCCUUAUGUGUCCAGGCUCUUUCCUCACCAAGUGAGAGAAAACCUUGCCGCCUUCUCGCAAGCACGAUUUCUCGCCGUUCUUGCGGAACACAAGGAUGAAUUGCUCAUCAUUUCUGACCUCAAUCGGGAUGUGUGUGAUGAGUUUGAGGCGAGUCUAGCUUUCUCAAUGGAAGUCGAUGAAGACGUCGAUCUGUCGCUAUAUAUGCCUGCGCUGCUGCAGGAUAUAGCUUCGUUGUUCACCAGUGAUCUGUUGCAUCUCAAAAUCGGAGGAAUCACUAGCGGUAUGGUAGUCGACCAUUGGAAGUCAGUUCUCAAUCAUUUCCCAUCCUUGGAGAUGCUGGAUAUCACUGUCAACGAUGAGCCGCGAGAUCUGUUUCGUGCUCUUCUCAACUGCUGUUUUCAUUUGAGAAGAGCUAUCAUGCGUCGUGUCUUUAUGCUUACAGAGGACGUACAAGCUCUCUUGGCAUACCUGUCUUCCCGGGCCGGAUUGGGAAACAAAUUGGAACAUCUCAGGAUAGAGACCUGCCUCCAGCCCCUGGACGAGGAUGCUCGACGAAUCAUUGCUUCCUACGUGAAUUUUCCGGUGGAGUUCGAGGUAUACGACGGAGACGAUACAUCCUGAACCAGUCAGUGUCAGUCCUAUAUCUGGGUUCCUCUCCGUGUUUGAAUGUGCAAGACGGCACUUACAAGUUGUCACAUAGGCUGGGAAGUUGGCGAACGCUCUGGCUCAUUCUUGUGGCAUCUGUAUUGCUCUACAACCUUGCAGUGCGCC